Molecule: messenger RNA, 2807 nt
Organism: Eublepharis macularius
Lineage: Eukaryota; Metazoa; Chordata; Lepidosauria; Squamata; Eublepharidae
Gene: B4GALT2
Product: beta-1,4-galactosyltransferase 2
Exons: 7
Coding region: 292-1407 (371 amino acids)
Biological process (GO): carbohydrate metabolic process
Molecular function (GO): glycosyltransferase activity
Source: RefSeq, a predicted model, not a curated record
CGCUCCGCGGUGUGGCCGUCCGCCCUUCCUCGGCUCCGGCUCCGCUGUGUUGCCCGGGAUGGGGUACGGGGGCCGUUGUGGCUGCUGGUCGAGCAGCCGCCCGCUCUGAGGCCGGGCCGGGCUGGGGCCGGGGGAGCCAUCGCGCCGUCCCCUGAGCCGCCCGGCCCGGGCGCCGAGAGGCAGCGGCACCAGGAGCGCACCGCACGGCCGGGAACAAGCGGGCGGCUUGGUGCCUGGGCCAGAGCCCCCUAUGCUGUACCCCCCUGAUGCUGGCCAGUCUGUGCCCAGAAGAUGAGCAGAUUGCUGGUGGGGGUGACCUUGGAGAGGAUCUGCAAGGCUGUGCUGCUCCUGUGUCUCCUGCAUUUCCUCAUCAUCAUGAUCCUCUACUUUGAUGUCUAUGCCCAGCGCCUGGACUUUUUUAGUCGCUUCAAUGUGCGCAAUGCCUCCCGCACUCUGCCCUAUGUCAAUGUCUCUCGGCCUAACAGCACUGCCGGGCCUCUGGGCCCUGAGCUCCCAGCACCCAGUGCCAAGUCUGUCGGCAGCAACAGCACCGUCACCGAGAAGCCCUUACCACCCUGUCCAGAGAUGCCUCCUGGCUUAGUGGGCCGGCUCCUGAUUGAGUUUAGCUCUCCCAUGAGCAUGGAGCGGGUGCAGCGGGAGAACCCAGAUGUGCAGGAGGGUGGCAAAUACUCACCCCUAGACUGUGUGCCUCGCCAGAAGGUGGCCAUCCUCAUCCCCUUCCGACACCGUGAACACCACCUCAAGUACUGGCUGCACUACUUGCAUCCCAUUCUUCGGCGGCAGAAAGUGUCCUAUGGCAUCUACAUCAUUAACCAGUUUGGUGAAGAUACAUUCAACCGAGCCAAACUGUUGAACGUAGGCUUCUUGGAGGCCCUGCGGGAUGAUGAGAGCUAUGAUUGCUUCAUCUUCAGUGAUGUUGAUCUUGUGCCCAUGGAUGACCGGAAUCUCUACCGGUGUUAUGAUCAGCCUCGGCACUUUGCUGUUGCCAUGGAUAAGUUUGGUUUCCGGCUGCCGUAUUCGGGCUACUUUGGAGGAGUCUCUGGCCUCAGCAAGACACAAUUUUUGAAGAUCAAUGGCUUCCCUAAUGAGUACUGGGGCUGGGGUGGAGAAGAUGAUGACAUCUUUAACCGGAUCUCGCUUAAUGGCAUGAAAGUGUCACGUCCUGAUGCCCGCAUUGGGCGCUAUCGCAUGAUCAAGCAUGAGCGUGACCGGCACAAUGAGCCCAAUCCCCAGCGGUUCACCAAGAUCCAGAAUACCAAGGUGACCAUGAAGCGUGAUGGCAUCGGCUCACUGCAAUACCGCCUGGUGGAGGUGUCUAGCCGUCCCAUGUACACCAAUGUAACUGUGGAGAUUGGGCACCCACCACCACGCCCCCCUCGGGGUUGACUCUUUGCUGCCUGGCCCUGCCCAUGGCCCCAUGCAUGAGGAGCUGUGUGGAUCCCAGCCCUGACUGGUUCAGAGGUCUGUGUCCUGGCUGGUAGGACAUGCCUGCCUCCUUCGCGGGGAUGGGGAAAGGCCCACACUACACCUUUGCCUUGCCCCAGCCUUUGGCUAAAGACUAUCUUUCCUCUCACUAGUCAGUUCUCCACAGUGCCCUUCAGCAGUUGGGAAUGAAUUUGAGUGUUUUAUGCUGCCUGACUCGGUGCCGGGAGCUGCAGACACAGUCAGGCCCCAUUUGCGCUUGAUGGUGCCAAGAGCAGAGGAAGCCUGGAGCAGGUCCUUGACCCUCCCUAUGCCUCAACCAGAGCUCAGCCUUUCCCUGAACUCUUGCAGGGUAGCCUCUCUUGCGGAUUCCAGAAGUACCAUGGCCAUUUUUUUCUUCUUGCAGCCUGCAAGACUACUGCCUUUUGAGUGUUCCUUCCAGGGCAUUGGUCUUCUCUGAUUCCAACUGCCGGCUGACAAGGUUUAAAGGUGGUUCACAUGCCCAGUUGGGGAGAGAUCCAGUGAAGCUGAAGCUCUCAUGGGUCUGGCCACUGCCCACCCCCAAUCAUGGCUUGGUGCUGUCCCCUUGCUGGGCCCGGGGUGUCUCUUCUGGCUCCAGUAACACAGGGGUGUUUUAUAUAAAACCCUCAUUAGAAUACUCGAGUGCUUCCUGGGUUAGUGUGGCAUGUAGGCUGUCUGGUGGCAGCAGGGCAGCAGGCACUUCCUCCGAGCAGCAUUUGCUUCCCUGCUUGUGAAAGGGACAGGUUCAUUGGGUGGUGAUGUUCACCUCUCAGUGAGGGUAAAUUGAGAAUAGUGUGGUUUGGCCUAUUCCAGCAUGGGCUUGCUGUUCAUUUUCAUGGAUAUUAAAGGACCACUGGCCAUCGCUACAAAACGGAGGAAGACCAAGCUGGCUUCUGCUUGUUUGCCCUGAUCCACUGCUCUAUCCCACCCAUUCUGCCCUCACUAAGAAAUCCUACCCUUUCUACACUAUCUGCCAGGCAGUUGUGCCCUCUACCAGUCAUAGUGCCCUCCUUCUCAAGCUGCCAUUUCCUACUUCAGGCUGGGCCCUUGGAUCUGGCAGUUGGCUCAUGACUCAUAGCGGCUCUCCACCUAGUAUGAAGCUAGGAAGCUGCUGGCAUCUCUCAUUUCUGGUUAUGGUGCCUGGCAGGUAGAAUCUCCUGCAUCUGCCCACUUUGGGGUGGCAACUGGGCCAGGCUCAAAGCCCGGCAACAGCACAUUGCACAGCCCGGGUGUUGGUGACUUUUGUAUAUUUGAAUGUUUUGAUCCCUUUUCAAGCCUAUGGUGAAUGCAACACUGGUCACUAUGAUCAGACUUUUAUAUUCAAUAAAAUUUCAAAACUUGGA